Messenger RNA from Leptosomus discolor (cuckoo roller), 948 nucleotides. NCBI's taxonomy places the organism in Eukaryota, Metazoa, Chordata, Aves, Leptosomiformes, Leptosomidae. The record is from RefSeq and is a predicted model, not a curated record.
AUGCAGGAAUCCCGAGAACAAAGCGUGAGUCAUGUGAGCAGCGCAGAAGUCAGCGAUCAGAAACCUGAAUCUUCAAGCCUUGGUUCCAACCUUCCCAUGUCCAGUGAGAUUAUGACAUGCACUGAUUAUAUCCCAAGGUCAUCAAAUGAUUAUACCUCACAAAUGUAUUCUGCAAAGCCAUAUGCACAUAUCCUUUCUGUACCUGUAUCGGAAACAAUGAGCCCUUACCCUGGUCAGACUCAGUACCAAGCACUACAGCAGUCUCAGCCCUACACCAUCUACCCCCAGACCACCCAAACCUACGGACUACCUCCUUUCGGUGCACUGUGGCCAGGUAUGAAACCUGAAAGUGGUUUAAUUCAGACUCCAUCUACAAGUCAGCACAGUGUUCUUACCUGCGCUACAGGGUUAACCACAAGCCAGCCCAGCCCAGCACAUUAUUCUUAUUCCAUUGAAGCAUCGACUACCAAUGCCAGUCCAGUCUCUACAUCCUCAACUGUUGUCAAUAUUUCCACAUCAGCAGUAGCCAGCAUCUCACAGGAAUAUCCCACGUACACGAUCCUUGGCCAGAGCCAGUACCAGACAUGCUACCCGAGUUCUGGCUUUGGAGUUGUCACACCAGCAGACAGCAGCACGGAGAGCGCUGCGUUAGCCGCCGCGGCGUUCCCGGCCGACAAACCAGCCGCCCUGGUGCCUAUGCGGACGGCGCAGAGACAUUCCUCUGGAGAUGCAUCCACAAGUCCUUCUUUAUCAAGAGCAACAGCAAGUAAAGAGUUAGAUGAGCAGGCAAGAAAAAACAUCCCUGGGAAGAACAGGGGGAAGAGGAAAGCAGAUACCUCUUCCUCGCAAGACAGUGAACUGGAGCGAGUGUUCCUCUGGGACCUGGAUGAGACCAUCAUAAUCUUCCAUUCACUUCUCACGGGAUCUUAUGCUCAAAAAUAUGGCAAG